This is a messenger RNA of Gamsiella multidivaricata, 1602 nucleotides long. RefSeq lists its product as uncharacterized. Lineage: Eukaryota; Fungi; Mortierellomycota; Mortierellomycetes; Mortierellales; Mortierellaceae. Gene Ontology annotation, biological process: maintenance of rDNA; regulation of exit from mitosis. The record is from RefSeq and is a predicted model, not a curated record. Bases 172 to 1416 code for a protein of 414 amino acids. The transcript has 6 exons.
CUGCAUGCCGCUUUGACAUUAAAACGCGUUGUUUUGUACCGUGCAACAUUGCUCAUGCAACUAUGACGAUUGUCACGCCACCAAAAUGAGGGUACAGUAUCGCAGGGUACAUCAGUGUACCACAUCGCCCUUUGUUUCCCCUCCAUCGACUUUGCCGAGCACGAAUCAACAAUGGAGGUGAAUCGACGGCCACGUGUUGUCAAGCGGCAACCAUUCCUGAAGCGAAUCAUCAACGCACCCGAAGACUACUUGAUGAGGGUCGAGAACAACAUUAGGGCAAUGGACUGGGAUAUGCUUCAGGAGGGAUUCAGCUGGCCUUUAGCGCUCGCACUGAAUUUCCUGCUCAUUUCGGUCAAGCUGGGAUAUUGGCUGGAUGAUCCUUUGGCUAACGUGCCUGCAGUCCUCAGGAGCGAUCGCUCUUUAUAUUCCUCAAAGUCGAUGUUUCCUGGAUUCUCCACAGCGCUCGUCUCUCUACAGUACAUCUUGGUGACCAUCAGCUUUCUGAACGCUCUCUGGCUCUUCCAAAGCAAGAAGAACUACAAGAUGUUCAACAGAAACCUUGACGAAGAGCCGUCCGCAUCACACGCCAAGAUGGUUGAAAUUCAGCAGGAUGCGUCACAUUGGUCAUUCAAGUUUCCUGGUCGACUUGUCUAUCCAUUCAUCGCACCAUUCAUGAAGGGUCCGAAGCCUCAAGAGCACAGACGUCAUGUGUGGGAGAUGUCUCUCUGGAAUCCCUCGAUCUUGAGUCGUAAUUUGUUUUGCUGGUACUCGCCCGCACAAGUACUUAUCUUGUCCGUCAUGAACACCGACAACUUUUACAUUUUUUUCCCACUUUCGAUCGUGGUUGCCGCUCAAGUGCACUUUCUUGUAUCAGUAUACCAGUCCUAUGUUAAGGACAAACAAGUUCUUUACGGAGAAGUACAGCAGGAAUAUAACGCCAAAUUUGUUCAUCCCCGUAUCUUUGUGCGGAAGUUUGACAAGCAGACUUCCACUGGAACCGAUACGGAUGACCUGAACUUGCAGUUGUUUCAACAGGAUGGCGGCAUGUUUCGGUACGAGUCUAAGCGCAAUCCUAGGAAAUUCCAGCACCUGAGCGUUCCCGCAUCGAGAUUCUCACCGUCCUCUCCGGCUGUAGUGUCAAGAUUCAGAAGUUCCUCUGCACCAGGUCCCUCAAUAAGCAGCUCUGAAUUGUCCAGUUCUGCAGACAGUGAGAGUGAACAGAACGAGAGCGUUGACGAAGAUGAAGGAGAGGAGGAAGAAGAAGAGGAGGAGCAAGAGUACGGCGAGGACGAGGACAUGGACGAAUUGGACAAUGAGGAUGAUAUAGAGAAUGACCCGGACGUUGAUUACGAUGAGGAAGGUGAACAGCCUGCGGUUCCUCACCCUACGAACGCGCUCCAUUUUGACGACGACUAGUAUUCUUUCCCCCUCUAUCCCGGAUAUGUGGCAUACAAGAAUAAAGUCGAGUCGACCAAAUAGCCCGAACCACGACAUCAUCUUGGUGGUCGGGAAAGUAGCGAAGCAUCCAAGUACAAGUCCAUUAAGUCCAUCAUGCAUCUUUCGCUUACUAUUGUACACUUUUUUUUUUUAUUUUUUUUUAUU